Molecule: messenger RNA, 1863 nt
Organism: Blastomyces dermatitidis ER-3
Lineage: Eukaryota; Fungi; Ascomycota; Eurotiomycetes; Onygenales; Ajellomycetaceae
Product: 50S ribosomal protein L12
Exons: 2
Coding region: 846-1424 (192 amino acids)
Biological process (GO): translation
Cellular component (GO): ribosome
Molecular function (GO): structural constituent of ribosome
Source: RefSeq, a predicted model, not a curated record
UUUGGUUUGUCGGAAGAUAAUCAGAUAGCCUCGUUUAUUUUGGGGCGAGAUGUAAAAAGCACGAGUGGAACUCGGCCACAACUGUCUCCCUCAGAAUGCAUCUGAUAUUAUCCAUUUUUUCGCCUCGCAUAUCUCUCCGAAAUGUGCACAUCAAAAUCCAACGAAAUCCGAGAUAAUACCGAAGCCAACUCUGGAGGAAACAUUAGAGAGCAGAAGUUAGGUUAUUAGAAUCCAUAGCCCAGUAAUAAGCUCAAGUCUGGCCUACGGUUGCAUUGUCUGUUUCUGUCGUCUGUGAACCUUGGCCCACGCGAGAACUGCGGCGGGCCUGUCGUCGUCGUACGGCAGCUCUGUUGAGAUAUUUGCGGAGAAGCCUAAGAAUUGUUAGGCCAAAACGAUAGGAGACCCACGCGAAUGCGACGGAGGUAGCAAGCCGUUUCUCCGCGAGUGAGAAGUAUAUAUCCAUAGGAGCUUGCUGAAACGGAAGAAGUUCCUCCCCUCUCCCUCCCCACAUAUGGAUGCUGUUGAUAUUUUCUUUGUCGUUGUGUUGUUGAAGUCAAAGAGAUUUGUUUACUUCCAAGGAAAGAAAAGGGAAAAGAGCCUCGGUUUCGGAUAAACUUAUCGGCGGCCGUAUUGUGGGAUGCCAUCACGUGCCUCCCGCAUUUGGAAUUUUCAAACCUCCGCGACGAUUCAAUCUUCGCCUGACGAUAUCAAACAAGAAAAAGAACCAGCAGCACCACAGGCCCCGUGUCAGCUCAAUUCCCUCGCCUUCGUCCUCCACCCUCUCCCUCUGCUCUCCGCUACGUGAUAAAAGCCGUUUCUGUCAGAUCUCUCAUUCUUCAACAGCCAUGUCAAUUCCUUCACAGACGGCAGCCCGAUCCUGCCGCAACCUCCUCCGCCAGCCGCCGUCCUUCCGUCUCUCCUCCUCUACAUGCUUCUCUCAAUGCAAACGAACAAUCCCAGCUGCAGUCGGAGCGAGAAGAUGGCAGUCCACCGAGGCGCCGCCGGCGGCUCCUUCGAACCCUAAGAUCACACAGAUUGUGGACCAAAUAAGUCAAUUGACAUUGUUGGAGACUGCUGAUCUGGUUUCGAGCUUGAAGUCUCGCCUUAACAUUCCCGAUCUGCCCAUUGGCGGUUUUGCGGCCGGUCCAGCUGGUGGUGCUGCCCCUGCUGCCGUGGAAGAGGAGGAGCCCGCGCCAGCUGCCCAGGAGAAAACAUUGUUCAACUUGAAAUUGGAGUCCUUCGACGCUGGCUCAAAGCCCAAGGUCAUCAAGGAGAUUAAGUCACUUCUCAGCCUGAGCUUGGUUGACAGCAAGAAAUUUGUGGAAAGUGCCCCGAAGGUGAUGAAGGAGUCUGUACCUAAAGAGGAGGCAGAGAAGAUUGUUAAGGCAAUGAAGGACCUGGGGGCUAAGGUUGUCAUGGAGUAGUUCUGUGUUUUAUUGAUGUUUUUUCUUGUCCCUCAUCCCAUUUCCUGGAGUUUAAACGGUGUGGGGAUAGAAUAUUGUUCACUGGACGACUGGAGCUGCGAAACAGUGGAUGCUCUGUUUGAUAGUUCUGUAUGUGUACGAGCGUGGAGGCAAUAUAUUGUACAUUAUCGCUUUUUGGCUAUGAGAUCCUUCUCAUUCUUACCCUUCUUUUGAAAGCUUUCCCCAUUGAGGGUUUCACACCACUUAUCGUAAACGAUGCGGCUUCUAGCAUGAGGUUUAAAGUCAACAGUCCUUUGGCAAAGAAAAUCAAUUUCUCCCUUUAAACAGCAUUUAUGAAAUCUCAGCCAAUUUAUUACUGCAGGAAACUGAAUAUUUAAUACCUGGAUUUCACUAGAAAAUCCCCGACAUUGAACUUUAAACGAAUGUACCUGCUUACUAA